This is a messenger RNA of Brassica oleracea var. oleracea, 537 nucleotides long. RefSeq lists its product as uncharacterized. Gene Ontology annotation, molecular function: nucleic acid binding; RNA-DNA hybrid ribonuclease activity. Lineage: Eukaryota; Viridiplantae; Streptophyta; Magnoliopsida; Brassicales; Brassicaceae. The transcript is spliced from 2 exons. The record is from RefSeq and is a predicted model, not a curated record. The coding region runs from base 1 to 537 and encodes 178 amino acids.
AUGAGAAGAGAAAAUGACAAGUGGGAGAGGCCCGAGAAGAAAAAGACGUUUGCUGUCUGUCCCUUAAACCUGUUGAGAGCGUCAUGGUCGGAAUCAUCAGGUAUAGGUGGAGCUUCAUGGAUAAUCAGAGAUAGCAGAGGGAGAGUCCCGAAGCACAGUAGGAGAUCCUUUUCUUUUGUCUUCACCAGAGAAAUUGUGGAACUUUGGGCUCUCCACUGGGCUAUUGAGAGCAUGGUUUCUAUGGGACACGAUAAGAUCGUCUUUGAAUCAUCAUGUUUACAAGCAAGAGCGUGUAUUCUAAAGCAGGACACGAAUAGAGGUCCCUUGGAACUUGUUGGAAUGAUCUUCGAUCUUCUUCAAAGAUUACAACAUUGGUCUCUCGAACAUGUUGUUCCUACAAGGAAUAUUGUAGCUCAGAAAAUCGCCAUCAGUGUGACUGCAGAGCGAAGAUAUCAAUCAUACAUCGCCACUGGAGGCCCGGCCUGGCUGGAAGAUCUUAUUGAUUUGGAAGCAAAGGAUGGCUGUCUGCUUCACUAA